UCCAUCUCCCUGCAGCAGCAACGGCCCGCCUGCCGGCCCAUCUCCAGGCGAGCCCCCCUGCCGGCCCUGGAGAGGCAGGGGGACAUCAUCCUGGGGGGGCUCUUCUCCCUCCACGACGCCAUGCUGGAACCCGACCUGUCCUUCAUCUCCGAGCCCGACCGCAUGCUCUGCACGGAGUUUAACUUCAGAACCUUCAGGUGGCUGCAGACCAUGAUUUUCGCAAUUGAGGAAAUCAACAAAGAUGGUCAUCUUCUCCCAAACGUGACACUGGGGUACAAAAUCUACGAUUCGUGCAGCACCCCUGCUCAUGCCCUGCGGGCAGCCAUGUCCCUGAUGAGUGGGCAGGGCGAGGCAAGUGCGGAGCCCAAUUGCAGCCCUGCUGUGCCCGUUGUCAUCGGUGAUGGUGGUUCAACCCUGUCCCUGGUUGUGGCACGUAUCCUGGGAGUGUUUCAUGUGCCACAGGUGAGCUACUUCUCCAGUUGUGCGUGUCUGAGUAACAAGGAUGAGUUCCCUGCCUUCAUGAGGACCAUGCCAAGUGACUUCUUUCAGGUAGAUGCCCUGGCCCUGCUAGUGCGUCACUUUGGCUGGACCUGGGUGGGGUCAGUAGCCGGGGACGACGCCUACGGCCGGCAGGGCGUCCAGAUAUUCAACGAGGAGGUGAGCAAACUGGGGGCCUGUGUGGCGUUCCACGAGGUCAUCCCCAAAAACCACGAGAGGGGCAGGAUGUCCCGCAUCGUGGAGAGGAUCCGGCACUCGGGGGCACGGGUGGUGCUGGUGUUCGCCCUGGAGCAGGACGCGGGGGCGCUGUUCCGGGAGGUGCUGAGGCAGAACCUGACAGGGAUCCAGUGGCUGGCCAGCGAGGCCUGGAUCACCGCGGCUGUGCUCACGGCCCCGCGCUUCCACCCCAUCCUGCAGGGCUCCGUGGGCUUUGCCAUCCGCAGGGUGGACAUCCCGGGGCUGCAGCCCUUUCUGCUGCGCCUGCAUCCCUCCACGGCCGGGGAUGACCCCUUUGUGCCUGAGUUCUGGGAGGAGACAUUCGGCUGCUCCUUGCAGGGGGGCAGGGGUGGCAAGCCCCCUUGCACUGGUGCUGAGCAGCUAGCCAGCACAAAGAAUAUCUACUCAGACGUGACACAACUCAGGAUUUCCUACAAUGUGUAUAAGGCAGUGUACGCCAUUGCUCAUGCCCUGAAUUCCAUGCUUAAAUGUGAACCAGACAAAGGCCCUCACCCUGGGCAGGCCUGCCUUGACUCUUCCAGCAUCCAGCCAUGGCAGCUUUUGCAUUACUUAAGGCGGGUGGAAUUUACCAGUUUUGGAGAGGAGACAAAAUUCGAUGAAAAUGGGGACCCUGUUGCAAUGUAUGAUCUGAUAAACCUGCAGAUCACAGGCAAUGGGACAGUGGAGUUUGCCACUGUGGGUAAAUUUGACGGCACUCUAUCCCUCAGCAAAAAACUGGAGAUUGAUGAGAAAGCCAUCAUCUGGAAUGGACAGCAGAGACAAGCCCCCGAGUCUGUCUGCAGCAGCAGCUGCCCCCCCGGAACCCGCAAGGCCAUCAAGCCUCAGUUCCCUGUCUGCUGCUUUGACUGCGUUGUCUGUGCAGCUGGGGAGAUUAGCAAUCAGACAGAUGCCAUAGAGUGUCUGAAAUGCCUGCCAGAGUUCUGGUCUAACUCAAAAAGGGACAAAUGCGUUCCGAAGCAGGUGGAGUACCUGUCAUACGGGGACACGAUGGGCAUCACCCUCCUGGCUGUGGCCCUGCUGGGGGCCUGCUGCACGGUGGCCGUGGCCGUCAUCUUCGUCUGCUACAGGACCACACCCAUCGUCCGGGCCAACAACUCAGAGCUGAGCUUCCUGAUCCUGUGCUCGCUGGUGCUCUGCUUCCUGUGUGCGCUGACCUUCAUCGGCCAGCCCACCACCUGGUCCUGCAUGCUGCGCCACAGCAUCUUCGGCAUCGCCUUCGUCCUCUGCAUCUCCUGCAUCCUGGGCAAGACCAUCGUGGUGCUGAUGGCCUUCAGGGCCACCCUCCCCGGGAGCAGGGUGAUGAAGUGGUUCGGCCCGACCCAGCAGAGGGCCAUCAUCUUCCUGUGCACCUCGGUGCAGGUUUUGAUCUGCAGCCUGUGGCUGGCGCUGUCGCCCCCGUCCCCGCGGAGGAUGAUGCCGCGCGACAGCGCCCGUAUCAUCCUCCUGUGCAACGUGGGCUCCGCCCUGGCCUUCUGCCUAGUGCUGGGCUACAUCGGCACGCUCUCCUGCCUCUGCUUCCUGCUGGCCUUCUUGGCUAGGAAGCUGCCGGGCAACUUCAACGAGGCCAAGCUCAUCACCUUCAGCAUGCUCAUCUUCUUCGCCGUGUGGAUCGCCUUCGUGCCUGCCUACGUCAGCUCGCCUGGGAAGUACACCACGGCCACGGAGAUCUUUGCCAUCUUAGCAUCCAGCUUUGGACUCCUGGUCUGUCUGUUUUUCCCAAAAUGCUACAUUAUACUAGUCAAACCAGAGAAAAACACCAGGAAGCAUCUUAUGGCUAAAUCUGUGUUAGAGAAGCGACAUUAA
This is a messenger RNA of Megalops cyprinoides (Indo-Pacific tarpon), 2538 nucleotides long. RefSeq names its product extracellular calcium-sensing receptor-like. Lineage: Eukaryota; Metazoa; Chordata; Actinopteri; Elopiformes; Megalopidae. Bases 121 to 2538 code for a protein of 805 amino acids. The transcript is spliced from 6 exons. Gene Ontology annotation, biological process: G protein-coupled receptor signaling pathway. Gene Ontology annotation, molecular function: G protein-coupled receptor activity. Gene Ontology annotation, cellular component: membrane. The record is from RefSeq and is a predicted model, not a curated record.